GGGGCCCGAUCGAGCGGCGGCGGCGGCCAUCGGAGCUGCGCGAGCCGGGCGGCGGCGGCGGCGGCGGCGGCGGCCGGGAGCGGGCUCCGGGCUCCGGGCGCCGGGCGGGUGCCGGGGCGCGGCGCGGCGGGAAGAUGACCGCGGGCUCCGGCGUGCUCCUCGUGCUGCUCUCGCUCUCCGGCGCGCUCCGGGCCCAUAAUGGGGAUCUUACAGCCAGGGAGACCUGCAAGGCUGGAUUCUCUGAAGAAGACUACACGGCAUUAAUCUCGGAAAAUAUUCUGGAAGGAGAGAGGCUACUCAAAGUCACGUUCAGCAGCUGUUUGGGGACCAAGGGGACGCGGUAUGAGACCAACAGCCUGGACUUCAAAGUAGAGGCGGAUGGGACGGUCUUUGCCACGCGGGAGCUGCGGAUCCCCUCCGAGCAGGUGGCGUUCACCGUGACCGCGUGGGACCGCCAGACGGCCAAGCGAUGGGAUGCCGUGGUGCGCCUGCUGGUGGCCCAGCCCUCGUCCGCCCACUCCACACACAAGAAAGGGAAGCAGAGCGCCGCUCUGGAUGCCUCUCAGCCUCCCAGCGACAUGCUGUUGCCGUGGCCCCAGCACCGGAACGCCAGUGGGCUGAGGAGACAGAAACGCGACUGGGUCAUCCCACCCAUCAACGUGCCGGAAAAUUCCCGCGGGCCCUUCCCACAGCAGCUCGUGCGGAUCCGGUCUGACAAAGACAACGACAUCCCCAUCCGGUACAGCAUCACGGGCGUGGGCGCCGACCAACCCCCCAUGGAGGUCUUCAGCAUCGACUCCAUGUCUGGACGGAUGUAUGUCACUCGGCCCAUGGAUCGGGAGGAGCGAGCCUCCUACCACCUCAGAGCGCACGCAGUGGACAUGAACGGCAACAAGGUGGAGAACCCCAUCGACCUGUAUAUCUACGUCAUCGACAUGAACGACAACCGUCCCGAGUUCAUCAACCAGGUCUACAACGGCUCCGUGGAUGAGGGUUCCAAGCCAGGCACCUAUGUGAUGACCAUCACGGCCAAUGACGCGGACGACCGCACCACGGCCAAUGGGAUGGUGCGGUACCGGAUCGUGACCCAGACCCCGCAGAGCCCGUCCCAGAACAUGUUCACCAUCAACAGCGAGACAGGGGACAUUGUGACCGUGGCAGCCGGCCUGGACCGAGAGAAAGUUCAGCAGUACACCGUCAUCGUCCAAGCCACAGACAUGGAGGGGAACCUCAACUACGGCCUCUCGAACACAGCCACGGCCAUCAUCACGGUGACGGACGUGAAUGACAACCCGCCAGAGUUCACGGCGAGCACGUACGCCGGGGAGGUCCCCGAAAACCAGGUGGAGGUGGUGGUCGCAAACCUCACUGUCAUGGACCGAGAUCAGCCCCAUUCGCCCAACUGGAAUGCCUUCUACCGCAUCCUCAGCGGGGACCCCUCAGGACACUUCAGCAUCCGCACGGACCCCGUCACCAAUGAGGGCAUGGUCACCGUGGUGAAGGCAGUCGACUACGAGCUGAACAGGGCGUUCAUGCUGACUGUGAUGGUCUCCAACCAGGCGCCCCUGGCCAGCGGGAUCCAGAUGUCCUUCCAGUCCACGGCAGGGGUGACCAUCUCCGUCAUGGACAUCAACGAGGCGCCCUACUUCCCCUCGAACCACAAGCUGAUCCGCCUGGAGGAAGGUGUGCCCACCGGCACCGCGCUGACCACGUUUUCGGCAGUGGACCCUGACCGGUUCAUGCAGCAGGCCGUGAGGUACUCCAAGCUGUCAGACCCAGCGAACUGGCUGCACAUUAACGCCACCAACGGUCAGAUCACCACGGCCGCCGUCCUCGACCGCGAGUCCCUCUACAUCAGAAACAACGUCUAUGAGGCCACCUUCCUGGCGGCUGACAACGGGAUCCCCCCGGCCAGCGGCACCGGGACCCUCCAGAUCUACCUAAUUGACAUCAACGACAACGCCCCCGAGCUGCUGCCCAAGGAGGCACAGAUCUGCGAGAAGCCCAGCCUGAACGCCAUCAACAUCACAGCGGCCGAUGCCGACGUUGACCCCAACAUCGGCCCCUACGUCUUCGAGCUGCCCUUCGUCCCAGCCACUGUGCGGAAGAACUGGACCAUCACCCGCUUAAACGGUGACUACGCCCAGCUGAGCCUGCGCAUCCUGUACCUGGAGGCUGGCGUGUACGACGUCCCCAUCAUCGUCACCGACUCCGGGAACCCCCCGCUGUCCAACACGUCCAUCAUCAAGGUCAAGGUGUGCCCGUGCGAUGAGAAUGGGGACUGUACCACCAUCGGCGCGGUGGCCGCGGCCGGUCUGGGCACCAGCGCCAUCGUGGCCAUCCUCAUCUGCAUCGUCAUCCUGCUCACCAUGGUCCUGCUGUUCGUCGUGUGGAUGAAGCGCAGGGAGAAGGAGCGCCACACCAAGCAGCUGCUCAUCGACCCCGAGGACGAUGUGCGUGACAACAUCCUCAAGUACGACGAGGAAGGGGGCGGUGAGGAGGACCAGGACUACGACCUCAGCCAACUGCAGCAGCCGGAGGCCAUGGAGCACGUGCUGAGCAAGGCCCCCGGCGUGCGGCGGGUAGACGAGCGGCCCGUGGGCGCCGAGCCCCAGUACCCCAUCAGGCCUGUGGUGCCCCACCCGGGAGACAUCGGGGACUUCAUCAACGAGGGACUCCGCGCCGCCGACAACGACCCCACAGCACCCCCCUACGACUCCCUGCUGGUCUUCGACUACGAAGGGAGCGGCUCUACGGCGGGCUCCGUCAGCUCCCUGAACUCGUCCAGCUCCGGGGACCAAGACUACGAUUACCUGAACGACUGGGGGCCCAGGUUCAAGAAGCUGGCAGAUAUGUACGGAGGGGGCGAGGAGGACUGAGCAGCGUCUCCUCCCCGGAUGCCGGCGGAGCGGGACCGUGGGAGGCGCCGGGCUUCCCGACUCCCUGCGGACGUGUCAUUUAGUGGUGUGUUAGGGGGUCCCUCCCCGCCCCAGCCCCCCCAACAGUGAGCUGUCUGGCAUGAACACUUCUCGCCCCGCGGCGCGCCCCCCACCACAGGAGCUGACUAGCACUGAAGGACAGCGAGAGGCACUCUGUCUUAACUUGAAUUUCUUAGAACAGAAGCACUGUUUUUAAAAAAAAAAAAAAAAAAGAAAAAGAAAGUGCCUUUUGGUACAUGUAUCAGAUUCCCUCAAACUCAGGAGUGACGAAAAGCAAGCAGACAGACCACGUACAUCCCCCCAACCCCAGUCCUGAGCACCCCCAGCCCCAGCUAGUCCCAGCUCUGAAGACACCAAUUAAGGAGUCGGGGAGAAUGUGUCUUUUUUUUUUUUUUUUUUGGUCUUUUAUUAAGAAAAAAAGUGGGUGAUUUGUUUAACAAAAUUUACAAAGAAAAAUGUUGGGGUCCAAAUCCCAACAGCCCUUCUGAGUCCUCGACCUUUGCUGUACACUGUCGGGGUCUCCUGGGCCCUCGGGCGGCCCCGAGGCUGGAGGGAGGCCAGAGACCAGCCGCAGAAGGCUCCCUGGAGGCGGGCCCAACCCGUCUACCAAAGGCACCACGGUGCGCACUUGGCUUUCACCGAGUUUUGGGGCUGCUCCCUGACUCCUGAUGCUGCAUGUAGCUGGGGCGGGUGGGGUGCUAAGGGGGCUUUCUUGAUGAUCACCAUCUCUGCCCUUGGUCGUCCCCCGGGCCCCCCCAGUCAACCAUUAGGCCUCCCCCGGAGACAACUGUUACCCCAGAUGCCACGCAGGUCCCGUUGCCUUUGGUCCAGAAAAGUACAGCGUCCCCAGAAGCCACAGCCCAAACCAGCCAGCAUCCCCGAACACCCUGGCGUGAGCCCCCCACUCCUCACAGUCGGAUCCCUGGAGGACCCCAUCAAAGGCCCAGCCCCUGACAACCAGACGCUUCCAGCCACCCUGAGGGCUGUGCGGACAGCAGAGAGAGCUGGGAACGUGCACCACCAUCACCAGCCGCUAGCAUCCUCUCUCCCUGGCCCUACCGCCUGGACCAGAGUCUCUCAUGCUCGUGAACCGACGGGGACCGCAAAGAUCUGCUCCAAGUGGCCGGGACAGCCUGUCAUUGUUGUGCCAUCAGUCCCUCGGAUGCGUCUGGACUGCACCCACCUGAAACAACAACCGGUCUCCUCUCCUCGGGACCCAGGCCAGCACCGAGCCGCUGCUCAGACUCUCAGAACGAGCUGCCCUUUGCUUGGACGGUCUGACGCGCAAGCCAGACGCCAGUCUGUUCCCAGGACAGUGAAUGGCACUCACUGUGUCCCAGGGACCCUCCAGGGAGACCCUGCUGUGUGGGAGCACCCUGGUCUGUUCACGGGCUCCCCAAGAAAGGGGUUGAGGGGUACCCUGGCCCUGGGUGGGACUUGGCAUUGGACUGCCCUUGGGGAAGCGGCUUAGAGCCCCAUCCCAGAGCCCUGGGUCAGAA
Mirounga angustirostris (Northern elephant seal) is the source of this 4438-nucleotide messenger RNA. It is a transcript of the gene CDH4, whose product is annotated as cadherin 4. Gene Ontology annotation, molecular function: calcium ion binding; cadherin binding. Gene Ontology annotation, biological process: calcium-dependent cell-cell adhesion; cell-cell junction assembly; homophilic cell-cell adhesion. The transcript is spliced from 16 exons. Gene Ontology annotation, cellular component: catenin complex; plasma membrane; adherens junction. Bases 135 to 2879 code for a protein of 914 amino acids. NCBI's taxonomy places the organism in Eukaryota, Metazoa, Chordata, Mammalia, Carnivora, Phocidae. The record is from RefSeq and is a predicted model, not a curated record.